AUGCUGUUUAGUGCCAGAAUUGAUACAUCCAAGUGUGGCAGACAGCUACUUAUCUGGCUAAUGAUAGACUGUGGAAAUGGAGAUAAUACUGAGAUUAAUAGGCUAAAUACCUUCGUCCUCAUAGUACUAAUUCUAGGAUAUAUAUAGAUGCUUUACUUUUUAGUCAUUUCAAUAUUCCUCAUUUACCUACUCAUAAUAACAGGAAAGUAAAGCAGAAGCUAGGUGAGAAAUCAAAAUGAGAUUAUUGAUCAGCUACCUUAAACUCCAGUAUAGACUAUUCCUCCACAAAUAAAUCUAAAUUUAGAUCCUUCAGAUGUUAAUAAUCCUUAUGGAAUAAGAGAUAGAGUUUAGAUGUCCCUUUUGAAAAGGAAUAUUGAGAAAUAUAUCAAGAAACUUAGAAAAAUAAAAUAUAAAAAGGACAUGGACAAUCCAGAUUAACUCGAUGAAUGUGCAAUAUGUCUUACCAAAUUCAUAGAUAAUGAUGAUUUGCUUUAGCUGCAAUGUGAUAAAAGGCAUUUAUUUCAUAGAGAUUGCGGUUCGGAAUGGAUUAAAAUAAAUGCUACUUGUCCAUUGUGUCGAUAGGAUUUCAAGACAGCUAUUUGUGGACUUGGACUUUCAGGAAGUUAGUUCAGUAGUAGAAUAAUUGAAAAUAAUUCAAUAUCUGUGAGAAGUUCCUAUAGAGAACACUAGCUUGGAACGCCACAAAAUAGAUAUGGCUUAGUAAGAAGACCUAGAAUUAUAAGUGUCAUUAGUAUGCUAGACUAAGAUCCAGAACAAAUUCAAAGGUAGUUUACAGACCCAUAAGCUGCAAACUAAAUGAUCAUACUUGAGCACGAUCUUCAAAAUCAUAGUCCACCUUCAAUAUAAGACUAAAGAAGACGAGCUUAUCAUACUAGAAGAUCUGGAAAUAACUCACUUAGAGCAUCACCAUCUAUGUAAAAUUAGAACGGAAGAGCUAUCCUAUAAGUUAUAUCGUAAUAUGACAUAGACUAGUCAAUGCUACCUACUAUCUAGAAUGACCAAGGACCCAAUAGUCACUUAAAUAAUUUUCUGAUUGAGUAGGAAAAUAGCAUAUAUAGAAGACAAAGAUCAAAUAACAUGAAUGAAAUAGACAAUAUUAUUUAAGAAGAGCUAAACUCAAUGUCAGAUUAACUUGCAGCAGCAGCUAAUGCCGCUGGGUCUAAUGGAUAAAAUAGAAGUCUAUAGCCUGAUAUGAGCAGAUAAGAUGGACCGACUCAAGUAACUAUGAAUGAAAAUCUUGCGACCUCAAGGACAACAAGCAGGCAUCACAGAAGAUUUUAGACCCUCAGAGAAACAUUAUUUCUUAAUCCUCUAUAGAUUUGA
Molecule: messenger RNA, 1344 nt
Organism: Stylonychia lemnae
Lineage: Eukaryota; Ciliophora; Spirotrichea; Sporadotrichida; Oxytrichidae
Source: the annotation of a GenBank genome assembly